This is a messenger RNA of Linum tenue, 1818 nucleotides long. Lineage: Eukaryota; Viridiplantae; Streptophyta; Magnoliopsida; Malpighiales; Linaceae. The record is from the annotation of a GenBank genome assembly.
AUGAGCAAUUUGCUCUGCUUUGAUUGCAUCGGAGGCAAAGGAAAAAUCACCGGUCAGUUGGCGGUUGCUUGGGAACAACUGGAGGAUAAGCCUGUCACCAUUUGGCAAGGAGCUGAUCACUGCGCUAGCCAAAUGGGUUCGAAGAUAUCAAAGCAAGGGUCAUUGAGAGUUGCAAAUGCAACCUUGCAAAGUAGCACUCAUGAUUCAUUGAUUAGCUAUCUCACCACAAGUAACAUUUUACGUAACUUGGUGUCCAAGCAUCGGCGCCGAAUGCUCAUCGCCGGUUACGAUCUCGAUAUGUCGUAUAUCACGGAUCGUGUACUCGCGAUGUCGUUUCCAGCCGAACGUAUGAGGGCCAUGUAUCGUAACCCACUUUGGCAAGUCAAAUCGGUGUUGGAUAUGCGGCAUGGUGGGCACUACAAGGUGUAUAAUUUAUGCAUUGAGCAAUCGUAUGAUCCAUCACACUUUCACUCUCGGGUCGAGACGUUCCCUAUCGACGAUAAUCACGUCCCAGCUCUGCCCAUGAUCAAGCUGUUCUGUGAAAACGUUGAUUCCUGGUUAUCUCAAGAUCCUAAGAACCUUGCUGUUAUACAUUGCAUGGCUGGCAAAGGUCGAACUGGAUUAAUGGUCUGUGUUUACCUAGUCUAUUGCGGCAUGACAGCAGAAGAUGCUCUCCAGUUGUAUGCGAGUAAAAGGACUACCAACAAUCAAGGUGUGUCUAUACCAAGCCAACGACGUUAUGUUCAGUACUGGGCUAGUGCACUUACUUUUCCUAGGGGAAUCAACAAUGGCCCUCCGGACGUGAAUUUGCCUCCACCAUGUAGCAGAGAACUGCGACGAAUCCGGCUAUACGACAUUGUUAACACAGACUCUGUCUUCUUUGUGGUCUCAGAGUUGCAGGAGAUUCCUGGUCAGUUGUAUCGUCCAUCGGUAGAGGUUGCCAAAGGUAGUUGUAGGCAAGUUAGACAAGGAUAUCAUAGGACUUAUAGUCCGAGGUAUUACAUUUCUUUUGUGGAAGAUGAUGAAGAUGGGAAGACAUCAGAUUCAGAUCAUCAGGAACCUCAUGUUGUUGUCCAGAUGGAUACUGAGAGUUCCAUCAUCUACCAAAAGACAUGUCUUGAUCAUUACUUUGAGAAGCCAGUAGAGUUAAGUGGAGAUGUACGAAUUAUAUUCUACGAGAAGAUGAUAGGAGGGAGACUCUUCUACGUCUGCUUCAACACAUCUUUCAUAAAGAACAGCUUGUUACAAUUUACACCUGGAGAUCUUGAUAAACUUGGGAAGAGAGGCAGGUCAAUGUGUGGCCCUUCAUUUUGCUUGGAGCUUACGUUUGGCCCUGCAAACUCAAAGUGUUCAGAGUUGCCCUUUGUUAGCAAUGUUGAUUUUAGUGAUGGACUAGAAGAAAUGUGAUCAAGAACUGAGAAGAGCAAUGUGAUCCUCCUUGUAAUGUGGUUUUCGCCCUUGUAAGAGAACAUUAAUAUGUAUCACAACUUCUUGUUGUUGCAUAGCCAUAGUUUCUAUAUCCAUACUCAAAACUGCAAUGAGCAUUGAGAUAUGAGGAAAAUCAUUUAUCUUUACUUCAGAAGAUAUAGAAGAAAAAGAUUCAUGUUUGGAGAAAUUCAUUUCUUGAGUAUUUGAUCGGGCAUUUUUGUACUCGGAAACACAUUUACCCUCCUUUACACAUUAAUCUUUGGUUGUAUGGGUGAAUUUCAAUUUGCAGUCUUUGGUUGUAUGAAAAAUGAGACGGGGCAUCAAAAUAUCAAUUGAAAUAUUUACAAAAUGAAUUCAAUAAUUCAUUGUUUUCUUACAAAGAUGAAAAGA